AUGGACACACUGGAAAACGACUUUGAAGAGUCUCCUUCACAACCCCCCAUCUCUCCGAAAACCCGAAAGAUGGCCCUUGAUACGAUUCAAAGGCUGAUGGCUAAAUACGGCGCCGAUACCUAUCUCAAUGCACUCCCAUCAGCUCAUUCCAUGACCUGGAUAGAACCUUCAGUAGGAGAGGAGUUCCCCAUUCUAGUGAUUGGCAGCAUAGGCAACCACAACGUGCUUGCUUAUUUGUUAUCACGUGGUGAUGGCACUGGGGAGGUCCGCUACUGUCUUAAUCGCAUCGGCGAUGAACGUUCGCCCUCCACACUGGAGCAGAUCACCUGCGAAGAAGUCCUGGAAAAGCCUCUUGUGGCGCCAUUCAAACAUUUUUUGUGCGGGUUGAAAUUCAAGAAGCGUGUGCUUAGCAUGAUGGUUCGCUACUACUUUCUGUUGCGAGGUUACCUAAGCAAUAUUGAUUCUUGGAACGACGACUUUGCUAAGCGUUUCUCAACUAUGUUGAGGAAAAUGUUCCAGGGUUCCAAUGGAGAACCUGUGCUCAAUCGAACAGUGGAGGAAAGCCCAGAGCCGGACGAUACAGACAACGCGUAUGCCUUGCGAUCAACUAGCCGGAAUGGCGAAGCAGAUAUCCCAAAGGACGACGUCUUGGAGCAGCAGAGCCCUUCGAUGAGAACCCCAGACCUAUGGAGCAAGGAAGCAAACCCAGACCUGCACCGCUUGCGGGAGUACCUCGAUGAACAUGACUCGCUGUAUCUCUUAGAAAAUAUCCCUGAUGCCGAAGAUAUAAAAUUUGUGGAUCAGACAUAUAUUUUCGAAGCUCAGCCCAAGAAGUUGUUUAUUGGAACUCAUGCGAAGUCAGGGGAUGACAUCUAUGCAUAUAUGGUGUGGUUACAGCAGCGCGGCUUCCAUGAGAUCCGAUUCUACGUGGAAAGCGUCCACGACCACAAAACGAUAAUGUCUACCGAGGCUACCGGCAAGCAGCGCAUAUUGCACCCUUUUAUCAAAACUUAUCCCAAGAGCACCGGACCCAGUGAACAAGCUGAUAGAGCUCGCUUCACGCUCAUGGUAAAGUGGUACUUUAUCGCCGCUGGAAUUGCAACAGAUUGUAUCUUAAGAGAGACCAAGAGUUAUCCUGAGCGUCUUCGCGCAGCACUAGACUACAUUGCCGACCAGAUGGGGCCUGCCGCUGUCAAACCCCCUGAACCCGUCGCAAAUGAGGAUGCUACACCAGAUGAUGGUAGCGAAAGCUCCUAUGCUCCAGAAGAGAACGACAUCCAACCUACACUGGCCCGCGAACCGCCGCCUAAGUUGCCUCACCUCCCACCCACGGUUGCUCAUAAAUCUGCUUCCCCAGUCGCACGCCGUUCAACACUCUCUAGCAAGCCAGUACCAAUGUCGGGGCUCCCAAGGAACUCGUUCUCCAAGACGUCCACUCCCGAAGCAAUUCCUAUGCCCAAGGCCCCAUCGCGCAGCGCCAAGCGCUCAGCCGAAGACGAAACAUUCGACAGCCUCACCAGAUUGGUAAUGAAACAACAUACUCUUACCAAGCACUUGAAUGACGUCGACCACGAACUAGAAGUUAUGGACGCCCGUCGGGAGGCUUUUCAACAAAAGUGGAAACGAGAGCGUGCUGAGUUAGAAAAGAAAAGAGACGAGAUUCAAGAAGAGAGAAGUGUUGUGAGGAACAUGUUCAAGAAGCAAAGGCUGCUUGAUGCUGAGGAUGACUAA
Messenger RNA from Alternaria atra, 1731 nucleotides. RefSeq lists its product as uncharacterized. The transcript has a single exon. Bases 1 to 1731 code for a protein of 576 amino acids. The record is from RefSeq and is a predicted model, not a curated record. Lineage: Eukaryota; Fungi; Ascomycota; Dothideomycetes; Pleosporales; Pleosporaceae.